Messenger RNA from Dentiscutata erythropus, 1593 nucleotides. The record is from the annotation of a GenBank genome assembly. Lineage: Eukaryota; Fungi; Glomeromycota; Glomeromycetes; Diversisporales; Gigasporaceae.
AUGACACGCGUUAAACCAUUAACUAAUAUUACCAAUACAAAAAACCAUAAUCUUCGUAACCGAACUAUUCCAAUAAAUUCAUCAAACUCUUUAAAGUUUAAACAGCCCUCUAGUAAAACAAGAAAUGAAAGUUUGGAUCAAUUCUUUAGUAUAUAUAAUGCACGUCUUGCAACUAGCUGUGACUAUUUUGCUUGGAGAAUCUUAAAUGAAGUUGAAUUGCCCAUCAAGGAUAAACGAUCUGAAACAAGUAUCUUUUUAAACACUAUAAAGGAUCUCUCAAAGAAGGAAAAAUGGACGUUACAAGAAAUUGAAAACCGCAAUGAGAUGGAGGAAAAAUGUCAAUCUGAUAAAAUUUUCAAAUUAUACCAAACAAGUCCUCGAGCAUUGGUAAGAUGGUGCGAGAAGAUCUAUAACAGAUCACUGAAAAGAAAGAAAAUCCUGCUAGAUAAUCGUAUCAACGGAGAUAGGAAAAAGAUGGAAGUAUUUUAUAAGUAUCAAAGUCUUCAAAAUGUUCCGAGUCAAUGGAUAGUACGGGAUGUAGAUGGUACAAUAGUAGAUGUAGGGCAAGCAUUUGUAAAAACGAUCAGCUGGGAUGAAAUAAGAAAAAUGAAUUAUGACCACCCGGUUCUAUCUUUUAUAAUUGACCUCACCGAGCCACGAAGAGAAUUAUGCAAUAUACUUUCACCAUCGGUUUAUUCUCGUAUAUUUCGUGCUCCUGACGAUUAUUACAGUGAUACUCCAGUUGAAUUUAAAAAAAUCUUUUCAAAAUUUUUUAAUGAUCGUAAAAAUUGGGACGAAGAUAACUUCGGUAAAAUGGAAAAUGAAGAUAGGCAGUACAUAUUUUAUAAAUUUAUCAGAAAUGUGUGCCGUAAGCUUUUCGAGAUGUGGGAAAUAACAUUAAACGAGGACUAUUGUCUAGAAGGCACUUGGCACCACCAGGUUUUGGAUCCCAUAUUUAAAGAAAUCACAAAAAAAAUUGACGGAUGUUUCUGGAACUGGGGCGAAGCUUGUUCAUUAGUUUCGAGUUUCCGUAAGGAAUCUUACCCAAGAAAACCUGAUUUUUGGUUAUUGCAAGAUAUUAAUCGAACGAUUCAAGAGACUGUCUACGAGGAGGCCUCCGGAAGUCCGUUUGCACCCGAUCAGGAUAAGAUAAAAUCAGACAAUUUCAAAUUGUUUCGGCUAGGACGAGAUUCCAAAUUUAAAAUGGAUACUCAAUUAAUUUCUGGCAAUCUUGAAUAUCUCCAAGAUGGAGAAAAAUUACUGCAACAAAUUCGUGGAGUUGAAGUAGUUUUAUUUCAAGCGUAUGAAACUCGGCUAAAAGUGUGCAUUAUGGAUCAGCUUGGUUUCCCUUUGUUUCGGGUUCGUAAAGUCUUUGAUUUGUUGAUUCCCUAUAAAGCGUUAAAUGAUGAAGUAUUUGUCCUCGAGUUCGUGCAUAGCUUAUGGUUAAUUCGCCAAAAUAUAGUAAGAAAUGCCAUGAAAUUGGAAGAAAUUGGUCAGUCUAUUCGAAGAAACAUGCAGAAGGCACCGGUCAAUCCACCUGGUUUAUCAUUUAGCCCAAAUAUUGAUGACUAUCCUACAUUCCCAUCUCCUUAA